CGGGCUUUUUCUUUAAGCUUAUUUAUUAUUCGUAUGUGCUUCGUAUACCAUUCAUUUUCUACAAUAAUUUUUACAGUAUUUUAUUGUUAUUUUAUUACAGAAAAAAGAAAAUAGUCUAAGCUUAUUAUUAUAGUGCUAUAUGUCAAAUAAAGAUAUUAUGUUUGCGACAAAACAAAAUCUCAAGACAACGCUAUUACAUGGACCAGCAGAAUUAAGCAAGACAUUCUUAUAUGAGGCAGCCAUAUAUUGGGCAGAAGAAGGUCAUCGUGUUUUUUAUAUCACACCAAUACCUUUACAACAAAUUCCUUCUGCUUGUCAUGAAAGUAAUCCUUCGACAUACUUUACUUAUAAACUGAUUACAUUUGUGUAUCUAUCGAAUUAUAAAUCCUUGGUAACACAGCUAGCAGAAUUACAUACGUUCGUUUCAUUACCUACUAUAGUUUUGUUAGAUGACUUAGAUCAUUACAUUAAAGAUGACGCAACAAAAAAACAAGACUAUUGUCAAGAAAAAACAAAGAUGCGUAUAGCCAGAGCAUGCAGCGUGAUCUUCGAUGCGAUAAAUUCGUGUUCACGAAUUUCUAAUACUAUUGUACACGCGUGCGUGUGGUCUUCGUCGAUUUUAAGAAAAACCGAUAUGGAUAUUACGAUAUAUUUUCGUAACAUCUGGAACGUAUCGGAAGACGAGGAGAAUAAAAUAAUUUCCUUAAAAAAGAUUGGCCGUGAAACACAUCUGGCCGAAGGUUAUCCAUCCUUCGAAUAUUACAAAUUUCAAGAUGGAACGCGAAUUUUAAAAAAUGUUUACCGUGAAUUUCUUGAUUAAUCAAUCAAUUAAAAGAUACGAAAACACGUUGGAAGGUCAAAUUCAUUGGAAAAUCAUUCGUCACUCUUUUCCAAUUGGCAAACAAAAUUGGCAGCUGGUAAAAGAGAGGUAAUUGGAUCGGUGUGUCGAACGGUACGAAGAACGAGCUU
Messenger RNA from Vespa mandarinia (Asian giant hornet), 969 nucleotides. RefSeq lists its product as uncharacterized. Gene Ontology annotation, cellular component: Shu complex. NCBI's taxonomy places the organism in Eukaryota, Metazoa, Arthropoda, Insecta, Hymenoptera, Vespidae. The record is from RefSeq and is a predicted model, not a curated record. Gene Ontology annotation, biological process: double-strand break repair via homologous recombination. Gene Ontology annotation, molecular function: single-stranded DNA binding.